This is a messenger RNA of Aspergillus fischeri NRRL 181, 906 nucleotides long. RefSeq names its product isoflavone reductase family protein. The transcript has 2 exons. NCBI's taxonomy places the organism in Eukaryota, Fungi, Ascomycota, Eurotiomycetes, Eurotiales, Aspergillaceae. Bases 1 to 906 code for a protein of 301 amino acids. Gene Ontology annotation, molecular function: oxidoreductase activity. The record is from RefSeq and is a predicted model, not a curated record.
AUGUCAUCCCCUAUAAAGAAAGUUAUCGUCGCCGGAGCAGGCGGCCAUCUCGGGCCACAUAUCGUAUCUGCUUUCGAUACCGAUCCUAACUUCGAAAUCUCCAUUCUGAGCCGUCACUCAUCCAAGUCCACAUUCCCGCCUCAUAUCCCAGUCCAUCGCGUCAGCGACAACUACGACGAAACCGAGCUUGUCAAGGUCUUUACCGGACAGGAUGCGAUCAUUUGCACGAUCUCCAUGCAAGCCAUACACCAGCAAAAGGCCGUGAUAAAUGCAGCUGUCAAGGCCGGUGUGAAACACUUUGUGCCGUCUGAGUUUGGCCACGACACGCGGAAUGACCAGGCGGCUGCGAUGCUCCCGCAAUUCUACGCGGCAAAGAGACAGAUAGUGGAGUACUUGAAGAGCAAGGAGGGGGACGGGCUUAGUUGGACGGCAUUUGUGACAGGACCGUUCUUCGAGAUAGCCGUCACCAAUUUCCUAGGAUUCGACAUGGAAAGAAGACACGCCACGAUUCUGGACCAUGGCACGAAUCGAUGGUCGGCGACGACUCGCAGCACUGUAGGUCUUGCUGUGAAGAAUGCGAUGCUGAGUCCGGAACGGACCUCCAACAAGUACUUGUUUAUCGAGUCAUUUAAUGUCUCGCAGAGGGACAUACUCGCUUCAUUGGAAGAUGUGACGGGAGCAAAGUGGGACGUAACCUACCACGAUGCGGAAGAGGAAAAGCGGCUUGCCUUGGAGAAGCUGGCCAAGGGGGACUAUAGUGGAAUCCCCGCGCUUAUGCGGUAUAUAACCUGUGUCAAGGGGUAUGGUGGGAACUAUAUGGACAGCGAGGAGAGCGCGAAUAAGCUGCUGUCGUUGCCUGCAGAAAGCCUACAUGAGGUUCUGGCCGGAUCAACAAGGCAUGAAUGA